Lolium rigidum is the source of this 1039-nucleotide messenger RNA. RefSeq lists its product as uncharacterized. The transcript has 2 exons. Bases 522 to 968 code for a protein of 148 amino acids. Lineage: Eukaryota; Viridiplantae; Streptophyta; Magnoliopsida; Poales; Poaceae. The record is from RefSeq and is a predicted model, not a curated record.
AUCAUGCAGGGCCAUGUUGGCCAUCAUGAUGUACAGGUUAGCCGCCAGGACAGGAUCGUGCUUGAUGAUGGCCUCGGGCACCUCCGGUUCCUUCAGGUCUACUGGCUUGUAGGAUAGGACGUGAUUAACAUACCACCCUGGCUCCUGAACCAAGAUCUUCUUCUUCCUCUUGACCGUCUCCCUCGUCGUCUCUGCAGCGUUACCGGCCGACUCCGCUGGUGGGCUUUUCUGAACCUGUGGUUCCACCAGCUCUUCUUCCGUGAAAGAACUUGAGCUUGCCAUUGGGAUCUGCACCACUACGAUUUGAUUGUUUGGGUGAGAUAAUCAGACACCUCUCUAUAUACACACGUUCGACCGUGAGAGCUAGGGAGAGUCCUUAUAAGACUGCAGUCUUUACCGUGAGACCGUAAAGCAAGAUCUGGCCGGCUCAUCAAUCAGUUCUUCGCCUCCUCGGUUUAGGGUAGGGCAACCACCAAUCCUCAGGAGUCUGCGUUCAGGUCCUGGCAGUGGUGCUGGUCUACAUGGCGAGCAUGACGAGUUCAUCCGAGAAGGGGGUGCCGGCGGAUCCGCAAGUCGAGUCAGGAAGAAACAAGACGGAGAUAAAGAAAAAGAAGAAGGUGGUGGUUCAGGUGCCAGACCACGAUGUGAAAUAUGUCCUGGCCUUCAAGCCGCGCACCAUGGAUGACUUGAAGGUGCCUGACAUCCUCAUCAGGAAAGAUCCGGAACUGGCGGCCUGGUGGUACCAAAUGUUGGCGGACACGGCUCUCUUUUACGAGUCGAACAACGAAAGGAUGCUCGAGAAGCAGAGAGAUUAUAGGCACCAGCUAAGAACCAAGGGCAUGGUCACCUCCGAGCUUCUCGUCGAUGACGAUGAAGAUGACACCACCGCCACCUUUUCUGGAGGACGGAGGAGACACCGCCCUGGUGUCAUGAAAAAGCAAGAUGGGCAGACAAGGAGGCUAAAUUGAGUUCAAGUCUAGUGUUCUCUGCUACCCAGUACCCACCCCUGUUUCAGAAUAUAGGUUUUAUUUCGAUCUGU